Penicillium maclennaniae is the source of this 1317-nucleotide messenger RNA. RefSeq names its product tubulin alpha chain. Gene Ontology annotation, molecular function: GTP binding; structural constituent of cytoskeleton. The record is from RefSeq and is a predicted model, not a curated record. Gene Ontology annotation, biological process: nuclear migration by microtubule mediated pushing forces; nuclear division; mitotic cell cycle. NCBI's taxonomy places the organism in Eukaryota, Fungi, Ascomycota, Eurotiomycetes, Eurotiales, Aspergillaceae. Bases 1 to 1317 code for a protein of 438 amino acids. Gene Ontology annotation, cellular component: microtubule; cytoplasm; nucleus. The transcript has 6 exons.
AUGAGAGAGAUUAUCUCUUUGAACGUCGGCCAGGCCGGGUGCCAGAUUGCCAACUCCUGCUGGGAGCUGUACUGUCUGGAGCACGGUAUCCAGCCCGAUGGAUACCUCACCGAUGAGCGCAAAAAGGCCGACCCCGACCACGGAUUCAGCACUUUCUUCUCCGAGACCGGCCAGGGCCGCUACGUUCCCCGUACCAUCUACUGCGAUCUCGAGCCCAAUGUUGUCGAUGAGGUCCGCACUGGUACCUACCGCUCCCUCUUCCACCCCGAGCAGAUGAUCACUGGCAAGGAGGAUGCCUCAAACAACUACGCCCGUGGCCACUACACCGUUGGCAAGGAGAUGAUCGACCAGGUUCUCGACAAGGUCCGCCGUGUUGCCGACUCCUGUGCCGGUCUCCAGGGCUUCCUCGUCUUCCACUCCUUUGGUGGUGGUACCGGUUCCGGUUUCGGUGCUCUCCUGAUGGAGCGUCUGUCCGUCGACUACGGCAAGAAGUCCAAGCUUGAGUUCUGUGUCUACCCUGCUCCUCAGAACGCCACCUCCGUCGUUGAGCCCUACAACUCCAUCCUGACCACUCACACUACCCUCGAGCACUCCGACUGCUCCUUCAUGGUCGACAACGAGGCCAUCUACGAUAUUUGCCGCCGCAACCUCGGCAUUGAGCGUCCCAGCUACGAGAACUUGAAUCGCCUGAUCGCUCAGGUCGUUUCCUCCAUCACUGCUUCGCUUCGCUUCGACGGUUCCCUUAACGUCGACCUGAACGAGUUCCAGACUAACCUGGUCCCCUACCCCCGUAUCCACUUCCCUCUGGUCGCCUACUCGCCCGUCAUCUCCGCUGACAAGGCUUCCCACGAGGCCAACUCUGUCACGGAGAUCACCUCCAACUGCUUCGAGCCCAACAACCAGAUGGUCAAGUGUGACCCCCGUAACGGCAAGUACAUGGCCACUUGUCUGCUCUACCGUGGUGAUGUUGUUCCCAAGGACGCCCACGGCGCUGUUGCCACCCUCAAGACCAAGCGCACCAUCCAGUUCGUUGACUGGUGCCCUACUGGCUUCAAGCUCGGUAUCUGCUACCAGCCCCCCCCAGCAGGUCCCCAACGGCGACCUUGCUCCCCUCAGCCGCGCUGUGCUUGGUCCGCUCUUGACCACAAGUUCGACCUCAUGUACUCCAAGCGUGCCUUCGUCCACUGGUACGUUGGUGAGGGUAUGGAGGAGGGUGAGUUCUCCGAGGCUCGUGAGGACUUGGCCGCUCUCGAGCGUGACUACGAGGAGGUUGCCAGUGACUCCAUGGAGGAUGAGUUGGAGGAGCCUGAGUACUAG